AUGCGCUACACAACCGCUAUUUCUGUCCUCGUCGCCGCCUCGGCCAGUCUGGCUUUGGCUGAUGACAGCUCGAAGUGCGCCGCGCAGAAGGUCGUCGACCAAUGUGUGACGGACAUGAAGUUCCAGCUCGAGAACUGCGACACCGGAGACUGGGAUUGCAUGUGCACGCACAGCACGGAUGUUGUGGGCUGCUAUAACAACUGCCCCGAAGACGAGGAGCGUCUAGGCGCACAACAGAUCCGGCAACAGAACUGCGCCAACGCGCGAGCCUACUCGGGCAAGACGACCGAGACCGGCCGCACGGGUGCAUCGGCGACAGCGGUGGAGAGCAUGAGCCGCAUGGCCAGCUCCAGCGCCGCACACUCCACCUCCACGGGACUGAUCAGCAGCUCUGACGAGUCGACCGCCAAUACCGAGCAGAGUGAUUCCUCGUCAGAUGAGAAGCCGUCGAAGAGUCUGACUGGGCUGUCUGCUACUUCUAGCCCGUCGCAGGGUGUUGCGGUCUCCAACCGUGUGGCGGAGACGGGGAUGUGGCUCGCUUUCUUGGGGAUGGGGCUUGGUGUUGCCCUGUAG
Messenger RNA from Penicillium riverlandense, 573 nucleotides. RefSeq names its product GPI anchored serine-threonine rich protein. Bases 1 to 573 code for a protein of 190 amino acids. The transcript has 3 exons. The record is from RefSeq and is a predicted model, not a curated record. Lineage: Eukaryota; Fungi; Ascomycota; Eurotiomycetes; Eurotiales; Aspergillaceae.